CAAACUUUUGCAGUUCAAAGGUCAGAAAAGAUUAACGGUGCUUGGGAGGGGUGUGUUUGUGUGCAACAGUUUAUAGCUACUUCUUUGCGAAAUUCUCUGGACUCAAACUUUCCUUUAAGACGUUUUCAGCAUGGCUGAUGCGGAACAGCAGGUUCAGCAGAGUCUUGUGCGGCGGUUUCUCAACUUUGGGUACCUCAAAACGCCACAAGGUAUCUGUAAAGUUGCCGAACUGGUGCUUGGCCUGUGUUGUUGGAUCAUCAUCGUGGUUCACGCGUACUGCUGCGUGCAGGUGUUCGUCAUGUUCGUGUCCGUGGCCAGCUGGCUUAUCACGCUGCUCGGACUCUUCCUCUUCAUGUGCGGCAUUCACGAGAGGGUCAAGUUCGUUCCCUGGCAAUACUCAGAGUUGGGGUACAACACAGGAGUGACAGUACUGUACCUGAUUGCUGCCAUCUUACAGGUAGCCUUUGCUGGGAGCAGCGAUGCCUACAAGGCAGCUGGGGCAUUUGCCUUCUUCACGACUAUCGUGUAUGGAGUCGCUGCGUUCUUCAGCUGGCGACAGUGGCGGGGUAACCGCUCAGGAGGCGGAGACCAGGCAGUGGAGAAAACACCGGGUGCCAUUUAGGUGUCCCUACAUCUCAUACAUACCUAUCUGCUUGUAGUUUACUUGAAAAUUUAUAGCCCAGUUUCCCUAUUAACUGUUGUAAAUCCACUGUGGAUUAACCACCUGCAGAUGAUUGUGCCUUUGUGAUUUUAUGUAUUAUUUGAUAUAAUAGGAUACAUGACAUAAUUAUAGAAAAGUAAUUAACAAGAAAAUUGCAGUUAUUGUUAGGCAAAUGUGGAACAAUUUGGUGCCUUAUAACUAAUAUAUAAGGUAUGGGCUAACCAUAGUUUACAUGGCCUUUUGUACAUCGUAAUGAUGUAAUUCUAAUACAUACUGUAAUAAUAGAAUGAUGAGAUUUUAUACAAAAGCUGAAUAAUAUAUUUUAGAUCUACAUAAACCUUUCAAAACUAACAUGAUGUUACAUAUAACAAAAAUAUCUAAGUAAAUGUCAUGUGUAUAACCAACUUCUUAAAACAAUCCCUCUCUCUUUCACCACUUAUAAUGUGGUAUGUUAUUGUAUCAUUCUUAUAUGUAUCUUUUCAUGUGUUUUUAUUGAACAGCUGAAGGCUAUUUAAGUACACUAUAUAUCAGUUGUACAGACGUAAAGAUUUGUUUGGUUGUGUCAGUUAUGUAUUCAUAUUGGUGCCAGAAGCAGAUUGAUUUUGCAGUGAGAACAAUUAUGAAAUUUUUUGAAGGCCGUGUUGCAGUUUUUAGAUUUUUGUGGAUUUAUACAAUCAUUAAACAAACCUACGACUGCCCACCCUGUGCGCCAUCCUAGUUAGUUUUUCAGGGCUCCCAUAUUCCUAUUUCUCAUGGCAAAGUUUUUGGUCAGGGGGAUUGGUAGUGCCCAGGAUUUCUUGAAGGUCUGCAGCCAUAAGAAAUCCCAACCACUACUAUCCCCUGACCAAAACCUCUGCUUGGAGAAAACAGUAUUCCCAGAGUAUGGGAGCUCAGAUGAACCAAAGACAUUAUAGUCUUUGGAUGAACUAAAUAGGAUGGUGCCCUGUCAGCCAUUUUUUGGUGUAGAAAUUUUGGAGAUACAUGUACAUGUAAAUUCAUCUGAUGUCUAUGUGUUUGUUGCUGUCUUUGAUUUGAAGCCAUCAAUAGGGAUUUUUCUUUAGAAUUUUGUCUGCCUUGCAAUGGCAUUGGAUUUUCAUGUGUUAAAUGAACAAUAAAGCAUUUAUUAGUAAGUUCCUU
This is a messenger RNA of Branchiostoma floridae (Florida lancelet), 1798 nucleotides long. RefSeq names its product plasmolipin-like. The coding region runs from base 131 to 622 and encodes 163 amino acids. The transcript has 4 exons. Gene Ontology annotation, cellular component: membrane. NCBI's taxonomy places the organism in Eukaryota, Metazoa, Chordata, Leptocardii, Amphioxiformes, Branchiostomatidae. The record is from RefSeq and is a predicted model, not a curated record.